Molecule: messenger RNA, 1218 nt
Organism: Aspergillus fumigatus Af293
Lineage: Eukaryota; Fungi; Ascomycota; Eurotiomycetes; Eurotiales; Aspergillaceae
Source: RefSeq, a predicted model, not a curated record
AUGAUCCUCGCUGAAAUCAACAUCUACGCAGAAGAUGGCUCGUUCCAUGGUAACGGGUUUUUCAUGCACAUGCCAGGUGCUAAGAAGCCCUUCAUUCUCACGGCCGCACACAACAUCAUCAGUAAGAACGGGGAUCCUUCGGAGAACAUCGUCAUGAGAGUAAUGGGCUCAAAGAAGCGGUUCCCUAUUCACGGAAGCACCAUCCGCAUCUGUCCUGCGUAUGAGCAAAACCCCACAACUGCCGCGGAAGAAGCAGACUGGGCUCUCAUCUUCGCACCGGACGAGCUUGAACAAGACCCAGCACGCGCAGGCAUCGGGCCACUGGGCUUUGCGCUGAAGCUGGCCUACGAAGAGCGCCUGGACUGUGAGAUGCGCGUGACCGGGGUUCCAGUUUCGAGCAAGAAAAACAGCCCAAACGCAACCACGAUGGGGCCGGUGACUACGACAGGAAAAUGUCUGAACCCGAUCGUAUUCCCCGCUCAGCUGGAGUACAGCGCGAAGACAGAGAAGGGACUGAGCGGGUCGCCGGUGUGGACAAUGUAUCACGGAGUCCCAACUGUCCUCGCUAUCCACGAAGGAACGCUAACAUUGAAAAGCAACAACGGUACCCAACGGAAGAAGUAUAGCAGGGGCACCCGGCUAACCUUCGAAGUCUUGCACCAGAUUUGCGUCUGGGCGGACUGCGAGAAGCGAGACCAACUCCUCAGGGUAAAUAGUCCAACUCCACUACCUCUCUACCUGACCUACGCACCUGCGUUCGGAGUCCUGCAUGCGGUGGUAAAAGAAGCUGAUGAUCCACAACUGAUGCGCUUCAAUGUCAUACCUGUGCUCGCAGCUGAGGCCGCCCCAGAUGACAUACAAAAAAGCCGACUUAUUCAGUUUGGACUGUACCAGACUCACAAUGGACAGCCACACUGGGUUUCAUGGACUAUGGAUCAGUUCACAGCGGGAACUGGUACGGCGACGCUGGUGAGCGAUCUACGCCGUGCUCGCGUAGCAAGAGGGUGGCAAGAUGGAGCGGGCAAACCGUUCCGAAUCCUGGUGGACGGUCCUGCCGAUCCGUAUAAGUUGGUCGUCUUGUUGAAUAGAGCGUCCCCGUCUCGUCUGACCUGGGAAGGCGAGGAAUUUCCGAUACUGUCAUUCAGGAAGUUUCGCCAGGCGCAGCCGGCAAAGAACCUUAGUAUCCCCGAUACUUUCGUUCAGGAAGAGCAUGCUUAG